This is a messenger RNA of Astyanax mexicanus (Mexican tetra), 5497 nucleotides long. It is a transcript of the gene slc8a2a, whose product is annotated as solute carrier family 8 member 2a. NCBI's taxonomy places the organism in Eukaryota, Metazoa, Chordata, Actinopteri, Characiformes, Acestrorhamphidae. The transcript has 15 exons. Gene Ontology annotation, cellular component: sarcolemma; axon; postsynapse. The record is from RefSeq and is a predicted model, not a curated record. The coding region runs from base 362 to 3127 and encodes 921 amino acids. Gene Ontology annotation, molecular function: calcium:sodium antiporter activity. Gene Ontology annotation, biological process: sodium ion transmembrane transport; calcium ion import across plasma membrane; cell communication.
AGUGAGGGAGUAACAGAGAGAGAGAGAGAGAGAGAGAGAAAUACUCGUAGUGAAGGAGGCUGAGGGUGAGGCUGUGCUGAAGCAGCUGCUGGACGAACAGUAAAGAGCUCCUCCAGUCUUCUUCAGCUCUCAGUGAUGCUCGCGCCGCCGCCUGUGAACCUGCCGUAGUGAACGAGAACAGUACUGGUACUCUACACACUGAGUUCUCCUGGUCACAUUAGUCCUCUCAGACGCUGUUAAUGAGGAGCUGAAUAAUUGAUUAAUGAGGAGUUCUACAUGAGUAAGACUUUGACGAGGAGACACUCUCUCUUUCUCUCUUUUCCUCUCUUUCUCUUUCUUUCUCUCUCUCUUCUCCUUGGUCAUGGCUCCUCCUCCACUCGUCCCUGUCCUCCUCCUGCUCCUCCUCUCUGUGCGGUUGUGUGUGUGCAGUCAGAACAGCAGCUGCAAUCAGAAGGUGGAGUGCAGUGACGGCAUUAUUCUCCCUGUAUGGAUGCCCAAAAACCCCCCGCUGGCCGAGCAGAUCGCCAGGGCCAUCAUCUACUUCCUGUGUCUGCUUUACCUCUUCCUGGGUGUCUCCAUCAUUGCUGACCGCUUCAUGGCUGCCAUCGAGGUCAUCACCUCACAGGAGAAGGAGGUAACAAUUACAGGUGCAAAUGGAGAGAAGACGGUAGCAACGGUGCGGAUUUGGAAUGAAACAGUCUCCAAUCUCACACUGAUGGCCCUCGGCUCCUCGGCUCCCGAGAUCCUGCUGUCAGUUAUAGAGGUGUGUGGGCAUGGAUUUGAGUCGGGUGAGCUGGGUCCGGGCACCAUCGUGGGCAGCGCUGCUUUUAACAUGCUAGUCAUCAUUGGGAUUUGUGUGUGGGUGAUUCCUGAUGGUGAGUCGAGGAAGAUCCAACAUCUCAGAGUCUUCUUCAUCACCGCUUCCUGGAGCAUCUUUGCCUACAUAUGGCUCUACCUCAUCCUCGCUGUCAUCUCCCCUGGGAUUGUACAGGUGUGGGAAGCACUGGUCACGCUGCUGUUCUUCCCCCUGUGUGUUUUAAUGGCGUGGAUUGCAGACCGUCGACUCCUGUUCUACAAGUACAUGAAUCGCAGUUACCGAGCAAAAAAACGCAAUGGCAUCAUCGUGGAGACGGAGGGCGAGCUGUCACCUAAAGGCAUUGACAUCAUCAUGGAUGGCAAAUACCAAGGCAACCCCAACAGCUCCACCAGCAACUCCACCUCAAACAUCAUCAACAUAGAGUCCAACAAAGAGCCUGAGCAGGACCGAGAGGAGGUCAUCCGGAUGCUGCGGGACCUUCGCCAGAAACAUCCAGAUAAAGACCUGGAUCAGCUGAUUGAAAUGGCCAGUUACUCCACCCUGCAGAAGCAGCCGAAGAGCCGGGCGUUUUACCGAGUUCAGGCCACGCGCAUGAUGAUCGGAGCUGGGAAUGUGCUGAAGAAACACGCGGCGGCAGAACAGGCAAAACGAGCGUCUUCCAGCGGCCCCCUAGACGACCUGGCCACCUGCGCGCAUGUGUCUUUCGAGCAGAUGCAGUACCAGUGCAGUGAGAACUGUGGAGAGGUCAGCCUGUGGGUCGCACUGCUGGGUGGCAGCGGCACUAAAACGUUUCAUGUGGAUUACAGGACAGAGAACGGUUCAGCCAGCGCUGGAACAGACUUUCAGUACUGCGAGGGGACGCUGGUGUUUCAACCUGGAGACACGAGGAAGGAGAUAAAGGUGGGUAUAAUAGAUGAUGAGGUUUUUGAAGAGGAUGAACAUUUUUUUGUUCGUUUAUCAAACCUGCGAGAAGAGGGUGGAGACAGCACAGAUGGAGCACGGUUGGUGGACCCACUGGUUACCACAGUCACGAUCCUGGAUGAUGAUCAUGCAGGAAUCUUCUCAUUUGGGCAGAGGGAAAUGCAGGUGGCUGAGAAUUCAGGCAUUGUAGAGAUUCCGGUUAACCGGAAUUCGGGAGUCCGUGGAACAGUGACCGUGCCAUAUCACACCGAGGACGGGUCUGCGCGUCAGGGAGUUGACUAUGAGUUUGUACAAGGAGAGCUGGAGUUCACCAACGAACAAACCUGUAAGACAUUACAGGUGCGUAUCGUCAAUGUCCAGGAAUAUGAGAAAAGGGAAAACUUCUACAUAGUCCUUGAAGAACCCCGGUGGCUCAAGAGAGGGAUUUCAGAUUUGCUGUUAAAUCAGGGUACUCCUGCCCCAGAGCUAGAGGAGGCGAAGAAAAUAGCUGAGAUGGGGAAGCCUGUGCUAGGGGAGCACAGCAAGCUGGAGGUCAUUAUAGAGGAGAGCAUGGCCUUCAAGAUCCGGCAGGGAAUGGCACCCAAUGGAACAUUAGACCCGGUACAGGAGGCUUCGUCCCUCCGCAUGAGACGUGGAUUGAAUACUGUAGAUCGUCUGAUGAAGGACACUAACCUUGCAGAAGUAAUCGGCACACACUCUUGGAAAGAGCAGUUUAUCGAGGCUAUCACUGUCAGUUCAGGGGAGGAGGACAGUGAGGAAGGGGCGGAGCCACGGCAUCCGUCCUGCUGUGAUUACUUCAUGCACGUUAUGACAGUGUUCUGGAAGGUUCUGUUUGCAUUUGUUCCUCCAACGGAGUACUGGAACGGCUGGGCAUGUUUCAUCGUAUGCAUACUGGUCAUCGGUUUCCUCACCGCCAUCAUUGGGGACCUGGCCUCACACUUUGGUUGCACCGUUGGCCUCCGUGACACUGUCACUGCUGUGGUGUUCGUCGCCCUGGGAACCUCUAUACCAGACACCUUUGCAAGUAAAGUGGCUGCAGUUCAGGAUCAGUAUGCUGACGCCUCAGUGGGGAACGUAACCGGUAGCAAUGCUGUUAACGUGUUUCUGGGAAUCGGCGUGGCCUGGUCCAUCUCCGCUGUGUACUGGGAGGUCAAAGGUCAGGCGUUUAAGGUGGACCCGGGCUCACUGGCCUUCUCCGUCACGCUGUUCACCAUCUUCGCCUUCAUCACAAUGGCCGUGCUGAUGCUGCGGCGACGACCCGCAGUAGGCGGAGAACUGGGAGGACCAAAAGCCUUCAAGAUUCUGACAACCAUGCUCUUUAUUGGCCUCUGGCUGCUGUACAUCACAUUCUCCAGUUUGGAGGCAUACUGUCACAUCACAGGCUUCUGAGGAAUGCACCCAUAUGUUAAGGGAGCACAGUAUAUCUCUGAUUGAUCAUUAUAACUAUAUUGACCUUUCAAAUACCAAUACAAAUAGUGCAAAACAGAGAUUAGCUCUCUAACCAAUCACAGUGUUUUGCUGUGUGCUUUGACCAAUCACAGUUGUUACAUAUUUACACAGAUAUUUAAGAGUCUUUCACCACUAAUGGCGUUUAGGUGAUUUAACAUACACAAAUAAUUUCAGUAACAAAAAAAGGUAAAUGUUUCUUUUUUGGGGGCCAUAUUAAAUUUGGGGCUUUUUUGAAGGCCAUGUCCUUAUAUUUUAAUAUAUAGUAUAUUUAUAUUAUAAUUAAGUGAUAGCAUAAAAUGUGUGUGGUUUUGUGUACAGAAAAAUACAUAAUUCGUUUGGCCAGUUCUAAUCUUACUUUUUUCAUUACAUCGACUAUAUGAUAUAUGAACCAUGUUCUAUUUGGUUUCCCUUGGUGCUGUCCCUUAUUUAAAAACAGUACAGACUGAAGUGCUACUCCACUGUAAAUGGAUUGGGGUAAACAGCUGCACUCUAAAUAAGUACAAAUCCACUGCUCACACUGCUUUUGCUAAGGUUCCAUAUAGUCAAAUAAAAAGGUCAGUAACUUAGGCAUCCCUGGUUAAAAUGUCUGCUACUGUUAUACCUAAUUAUGUUAUUUAUUUUAAUUAUGUGAUUAGUGAUAUUGGUAAAUUAAGUCCUUAAUAUGCCUUGUCCCGUAUACAGGCUACAUGUGUAGGUGAUACAAAACCCUUUUUCUGCUGUAAAAAGGUUAUUUACAUUCUGAAAAUUUAAGGGCUUUGAAAUCUCCAACAGGUUACUUGGGCUGGACGCUGCCUGUUUUCUCUCUACUUCACUUAAUAAUUCCAGAUCAUUAACAGGAAUCAACCCCAUGUUUGAAAAUAAACGUGAACACUAGACAAACAUAACAAAACUAAAGGUUUGAACUUACAUGAACUGUUUGAUUAAUAUUGAGGAAAAUAUUGAUUUUAAAAAGAAGUUCAGGAAAGAGCCAGUGUAAUGAUUUUAUUCAUUAUAUUUUUACAUUAGCAGAUUUUCUCACAUUUUUAUAUUUUUUAUUACAAUUACAAUUAUGCUUUUCAGGAAUGUUCCUUAUCAAUCAUGAAAGCUUUUUAUGUAACGCUUGAAUAAAAAUCCUUGAGAUUUAGUGGUGUGAUAUCAGGCAGACAACUGACAAAAAUCCUGGCCUGUUAAAAGGUUAAACAAAGAUGUCAACCAAACAUGUGGUCAUAUUAUGCCCAAACAUUAGAGCUGAUUGAUAUGGACAAAGUACCAUAGUGUGAUUAUUUUGUUAUAUAUCAACAUAUCCUUUGCAGUGUAUUAAAAUAUAUUGCUCAACCUCGAUGUUAAAUAGUUAACCAUUGGACUGAAAACAGAAACACUGAUCUAGAGCUGUGAUUGGUCAGGAUGGACAGGGCAAACCCUGUGAAUAGUUAGGGGGCAAUAACAGAAAUUCAAAAUGCUGAUAAUGCCCCAACAAGUAGCGGUGAUCAAACAUGUACCCUCAAAACACAUGGUAAUACCUAAUAUCACCCUCACACAUACGAAUAACAUGAAAAAAACGUAAUUGAUUUAUACAUUUAUGAACAUGAAUUGGCACUAUGAAAAACAGACAAAAAGAAUAUUGGCUAAGCAAUGUAUACUUUGGUGGAACAUUCUUAGGGGCAGUAAGAUCACAUGGCAGUUGGACAGGUCAGUAGGCAAUUACUUGACAGAUUUGCACACAGUGAUCUUAGAUUGAGAGAUUAAUAGUUCUGCAUAAUUGAAAAAGAUUGACUUGGACUGUAUUCCUUAGUAAAUUGAUGGGGUGAUAAACUGUGAACUUUUGACUUUAAUCCUGCACCCCAUUGAAUCAACACUGAGAUGGACAAGACGUGCUAUGCCAUGUUCAGGGGGAAUUUCCCUCUGAUUUAUAUCCUGCUCUACAUGGACAUCCAUCAGUCUGUCUUCACAAGAGAAACCAAGUCAUUCGCAUGAGAACUGAACACUGGUAGUGUCACCAAAGGGCUCAUGACACAAUGAAGGAAAGGCCUGAGUGAUGAUUUAUUCCAUUACUGACACUACUUAUAUAAUAUAAUUAUAGUAUUUAUUCAUUGAAAUGGAUGUAUCACUGUAAAUGUUUCAUUAUUAACUAAUGGUCAUACUGAGUAAAAACAUACACAGAAAAAGUGUGCCUCAUGUUGCAGCUGUUAUAUUCACAGGUAUAUUCAUGUAACUCAAACAGCCAAGUUGAAGACAGUUAAUUCACUUGUUUUCUGAAUGCACUGUGUAGCUUUUCUUUUCACUUGAAAUGAAAUACUUGAUUAAUGUUUCAUAAUAAAUUCAUAAACUAUA